Loa loa (African eye worm) is the source of this 327-nucleotide messenger RNA. RefSeq lists its product as hypothetical. Bases 1 to 327 code for a protein of 108 amino acids. The transcript is spliced from 2 exons. Lineage: Eukaryota; Metazoa; Nematoda; Chromadorea; Rhabditida; Onchocercidae. The record is from RefSeq and is a predicted model, not a curated record. Gene Ontology annotation, molecular function: lipid transfer activity. Gene Ontology annotation, biological process: intermembrane lipid transfer. Gene Ontology annotation, cellular component: cytoplasm.
AUGUCAGAGCUUACCGUAGAGAGGUUACGCAAUCAUCCAAGUGUUCAGUUAAUGCAUCAGUUCGCAAUUAAUAUGACAUUAUGUCAGGCAAGCUAUGAUAUCACGCUAUCGAAACACCACAGUUGGAUUGUUAGGAAACUUGUCAGGAUAGCGACCCAUUUACUUGCUUCUCGAGAUUUUAUAUUGAAUGCGAUUAUAAUUGGGAAGGGUUCACAAUAUGAACAUGAAGUUAUGCAUGCAAUUACCAGAUUUAUUGGUGUUGCAGAACAAGUUUUCCAUCGUUUGCAACGAAUUUAUGAGGAUAAGAACAUUUUGAAUCUCUCCUGA